AUGGCGUCAGAGCCUCUUAAAGGGACGCUGCCGGCGCCCAUUUCCCCGACCAAAACCAUUGCAAAUCCCACAUUCGACGCGCUGCGCUGCGCUGCCUACCUCGCCGACGUAGACUACUUCGAGCGCGAGAUCGCCGCCGAAGAAGAAGAGAACGACCAGGAGGACGCGGACGAGGACGGCGAUGUGACCAUGGCGCAAGCUCUCAGCCCUCCUGCGCCCUUGCUGCCGUCGUUCGUCGCCAGAGCUUCGCCGCCCGAUGAACCUUCGCUGCGACCCCGUCAAGCUUCGCCGAGCCUCGCCGCGCAGCGAUUCACCGCUGCACGUCUGCUGCCGCCGCACCGUACACUCUCCGGCGACUUCUUCUCUUCUUCUUCUUCGCCGGACCUCGUCGGCGACUGCAAGUUCACUGCUUCUCCGGCGACCAUCCUCAGCAUUUCGCGCCGCCCCAGGCGAAGCAGCGCUUCCCUCGCAUCGCCGCGGAGCAGCGAGGCCCUUGCCGGAAACGGCCUCUGGACAUGGUCGACCCGGAUCCAUACAUCCAUUGGACCGAUCUCAAGAUGGGUCGCACCCACACCCCACGCCCCGAUGCCCCCUCAGCCAGCGCCGACCCACCAGUUGUGGAGCGCGCAGUGCCGCUUCAGGACGAGGUUGGUGAUGAGUUCCUGGAGAGACUCAUCUCCCAGGACAGGAAAAAAGAAGGCGCCGGCAUCCGAAGCCAGCCCCAGCGAGGCUCCUCCCGCCAAGCGCCCCCGGCAAGAAGUUGUCGGCGGGAAGCCGGUCACUAAGAAGCAGUACAAGAAGCGGCAGAUGCCGGUCGCUUCCAGCCCUGCGCUCAAGCUCUCCAAGAGCACCGAUGGAACCGCAAGGACCUCACCUUCUCCUCAACCAAGCCCGGCACCACCUAGUGCCGGCAACUCUUCUGCCUCCCCUCUGGGAGCUAUCCCGGAAGCUUCUAUCGAAGUCCUCAAGACUCAGCUCGCUGCCCUCCAAGCUGAAAAGGAGCAACUCAUCCUAGAUCACCGCAAGGCUUUGGACGCCCAGGAGCUUGUCUCCAGGGGGCUCAAGGACCAGGCCAUCCAGGCUGGGCUCCGGCAUGACCAGGAGCUGAAGGACGCCAAAGCUGCUCAUGAGGCCAAGCUGGCGGACGUCCUGGAGGAUUCCACCAACUCCAACGCGGUGCUCCGUGCGGAGCUGGAAGAGGUGAGCAAGGCACGGAAGGCGGCCGAGGAUCAGGUCGCUCUCCUAACUGGGGAGCAAAAGGAGUAUGACCAGCUGGUCAUGCAAACCGACGCACUCGCCUUCAGGCUCUUUCCGGAUUCGCAUGUGCACGCGCAGAAGAAGGUGGCGGAUCGCCGGGUUGCGCAGCAGUUCCAGAACCUGACUGCGCCCUGGGAUCCUUAUGACCACCUGGUCGCGCUCUCAGCCCGGGUCUAG
This is a messenger RNA of Lolium perenne, 1434 nucleotides long. NCBI's taxonomy places the organism in Eukaryota, Viridiplantae, Streptophyta, Magnoliopsida, Poales, Poaceae. The record is from RefSeq and is a predicted model, not a curated record.